Colletotrichum phormii is the source of this 1349-nucleotide messenger RNA. RefSeq lists its product as uncharacterized. The transcript is spliced from 5 exons. Gene Ontology annotation, biological process: polysaccharide biosynthetic process. Gene Ontology annotation, cellular component: membrane. The coding region runs from base 1 to 1317 and encodes 438 amino acids. The record is from RefSeq and is a predicted model, not a curated record. Gene Ontology annotation, molecular function: acyltransferase activity, transferring groups other than amino-acyl groups. Lineage: Eukaryota; Fungi; Ascomycota; Sordariomycetes; Glomerellales; Glomerellaceae.
AUGGAUAAUAUGGAGAACAUGAAGCUUGAGGAUCCGGAAGCGGCCCAUCAUUUCAUGUUGAAGCAUCCGCUCGACAUAACUUUCAACCACUUGGCGCCCUAUAAGACCAAAGCCCCUUUUCUGGUUGCUGAUACCAUCAUACAUCGCUCGCAUUUUGGCCAUGCCACAGCAAACUCGACCAUCCCAGCCCCGAACAAAACAUCGUACUUGAAUGGCCUUCGCGGCAUCGCAUCACUCAUCGUUGCCCUUCAGCAUACGAUAGACGGAAAUUACCCGCUUAUCCAUCGCGCAUGGGGCGAUGGCGAAGAAAGUGUCUACGUAGUCCAGCUCCCAUUCAUUCGCCUCAUACAUAGCGGAGUAUUUAUGGUGUCGAUCUUUUUCGUUAUCAGUGGAUUUGCUCUUGCAUACGGGCCCCUAAGCAAGUCUUACGCACUACAGACCGUUCAAGGCGCACAAGGAGCCAACCGCAUCAGCUCUUUUCCAUCUAGCAUAUUCCGACGUCCGUUCCGGCUCUUUCUCCCGACCAUACCUAUCAUCGCGGUCUCGACCGCCUUGGUUCCCUUCGGCGCAUUUUACGCCCUCAAUAGCACCGAAGCUAUGGAACCUGUCGCCGUCGGAUUCUGGGGCCACGUAUACUACGUUUGGACAACACUGAUAACCAUCAUCACCUCUGGCUCGGCCAACACUCCUGUAUGGCCUUCAUUAAUUAGAAUGACGCCUAUGGUGCGAUUGCCAGCCACCUUCCUACUGCUCAUCUACUCCUUCAACCUUCAGAGAAUGGCGAACUGUCUGUUCAUCUCAGACAUGUUCAUUGCAGAUUUCCGAUACUUCCGGGCAAAUCUCCCAGAGUUACCAAGAAUGGUACAACAACAACAACAACAAAUCACAUCGUGGCUGCUGCUUGUGCCCAUUAUCUUCUUGGGGUGCUGGCCGAUGCAUGGCGACGCCACUCAAGCCCCAAUGCAUUUGUGGUUUAUUGGAUUCAACACUUUCGGGUUCGGAGUGCAAUCAUUCUUCCAAGGCACAUGUGCUGUAGCUCUGGCCCUAGUAUUGGAGAACCUACCUGUCUUACAACGUGUUCUUAAUACAAAGCCAGUAUUGUACCUGGGAGAAGUUAGUUUCAGUUUCUAUUUGGUUCAUUGGGGCUGUGGUAAGAACUUCCUCAGUUAUGGUCUGAAGCUUAAGAUGCUGGCAGCCGGGUAUAGCUUGAUUGUUUCGUGGAGCACAUGUUUUGUCAUCGCCAUGCUAUCGAUUAUGUUGCUCGGAGAUCUUCAUUGGCGUCUCGUUGAUCAGAAGUCAGUGCAAUUCUCGCAUUGACUAGCCAGGAGACUUGGGGUAUCGUAGACUCA